Macrobrachium nipponense is the source of this 4047-nucleotide messenger RNA. RefSeq names its product gastrula zinc finger protein XlCGF8.2DB-like. The transcript has 3 exons. Gene Ontology annotation, molecular function: DNA-binding transcription factor activity; RNA polymerase II cis-regulatory region sequence-specific DNA binding. Gene Ontology annotation, biological process: regulation of transcription by RNA polymerase II. NCBI's taxonomy places the organism in Eukaryota, Metazoa, Arthropoda, Malacostraca, Decapoda, Palaemonidae. The record is from RefSeq and is a predicted model, not a curated record. Bases 697 to 1677 code for a protein of 326 amino acids.
CUGCAAGUGCUUAGUGUACAGUCUCAUUGCUACUGUAUUGAGUAUAGAAAACAUAUAUGUGCUGAUGGAGAUCACAUUUCUUUGCCACAGAUAUCUUGUUGUGUUAUGGAUGAUCUCUGAUAAUCUGCGAAGGAACGAGUUUUCUUUAGCAUCGAGUUAAUUUUCCUCAACAACAUACUCUAGCGGACCUCCCUCAAAGGCCGUAACAUUGUGUCGACCUUUAACCAGUUUAGGGAGCCGAAGGUAUACGAUAAUACGUCAACCCAUUUGACACAGAAUUGCUGUGUGGAGAACCUACUGCACUAGCGAUGGUGGCCCUGCCACAAAAUUUUGAAUAUUUUGACCGCCAGGGUAGGAAGCUUUCAGCUACAUGAUUCUCCCUCAGAAGAACCUUCCUUCCUUCGUCAGUUUUGAUUAGCAUCAGGAUUUUGGGAAAUGCAUGUUGUUUAAUGGUACUACAUGGAACAUUACCAAUAGCAACUCUCAAGUGUAUGAAUUAUUGUACGCGUAUUUAACAAAUUUAAACAUGUAAAAUUUGUUUUGAAUAUUAGAUUCAUACAUCAGCAGUGAAAUCUGGUUAUAGUCCUUCAAGAUAUUGUACAGGUUUAUUCGGUAAUUAUUUGUAAACAAUUCUGUGUCAAGAGUUGUGAAUUGAACACAUUGUCAUUACAGAACAGGACAGGACAUAAGGCUAAAAUGAAUCCAGAACAUUCUUUAGAAUUUCCUUUGAAAAGUGAAACUGAUGGUGUAUUAUCAUUACCUUCCAUAAAUCAAGAAAACGGCAACUUGGCUGCCUUUAGUGGAACCAGUGAAGGAGACUUUUUGUCUCUGGAUCCAUUGAUGGACAUCAAAAUAGAGCCAGAGGAAUUCUGUGAGUCUAAUGAAGAUGAUGAAUAUUCAUAUGAAAUGAAUUCAAUAGUGAAUGAAAAACAUCCACAAACUUGCAAAAAGGAAGUAAAACAAGAAAAAAGGAUCUGUGACAGUGGAGAGAAGCCUUUCAUAUCCACUGACUGUGAGAAAACAUUUUACAAGAAAAUUAAUCUUACAAAUGAUAUCACAAAUCCGACCAGAGAGAAAUUCAUAUGCAAUGACUGUGGGAAAGCAUUUUCCCAUAAAUCAAAUCUUACAAGACAUAUGAGACUCCAUACAGGAGAGAAGCCAUUCAACUGCAAGGAAUGUGGGAAAGCAUUUUCCUGUAAAUCAAAACUCACACUUCAUAUAAGGAACCACACUGGAGAGAAACCAUUCCUGUGCAAGGAAUGUGGGAAAGCAUUUUCCCAGAAAUCAUAUCAUACAGUUCAUAUGAGAAUCCACACUGGAGAGAAACCAUUCCUGUGCAAGGAAUGUGGGAAAGCAUUUGCCCAGAAAUCACAUCUUACAGAUCAUAUGAGAAUCCACACUGGAGAGAAAUCAUUCCUGUGCAAGGAAUGUGAUAAAGCAUUUUCCCGGAAAUCAUAUCAUACAGUUCAUAUGAGAAUCCAUAAUGGAGAGAAGCCAUAUAUGUGCAAGGAAUGUGGGAAAUCAUUUUCCCGGAAACCACAUCUUACAAGUCAUAUGAGAUUGCAUACUGGAGAAAAGCCAUAUAUGUGCAACGAAUGUGGGAAAGCAUUUUCCCAGAAGUCACAUCUUACAUGUCAUAUGAGGUUGCAUACUAGAGAGGAAAAAGAAACCACAUGAUAAAAUAAACCAGUUAAGGCAGAGAUCUCUCAAAUGACCAACUAUAUGACAGAUCAAAAUCACUCACAAAAUCUGCUCAAGAAAAUAAGGAAAAUAAAGAAAAAAUACAGAAUAGAGGAUGAACAAAUGAGUGGAAAACUGGCAGAACACCAAGCCAAUAUAAAGGCCCUAGCUUCACAAAUAGGAAAUAAACAACAGAAGAUAAAAGUAAAACACAUAAAUAGGUAGUUUGGUGAAAAUCCAAAGAUUGUGUACAGGAAGAUUACGAAAGAAACAGUGGAGGUACGAACACCACCGAGCAAGGAAGACCUAGAAUUGUAAGAGAAGAAGAAUCACAGCAGGAAACACCCACCUUCUCCUUAAGAGCUCUGAGACUGAGCUCCUUAACAAAUGUAGGCCCAUCUGCUGUCUAUCAACAACCUACAAAUAGGUCAAAGGAAUCAUAGCAGAUGAGAUCUGUGAACAACUAGAUCAAGGCAAAUAUAUGGAAAAAGAACAAAAGAGAUUUACAAUAAACAAACUAGGCACUAAAGAUCAACUGCUAAUAAACAAAACAAUAUUAGAAGAUUGUAAGAAAAGACAAAGGAACCUUAAUAUGGCUUUGAUAGAUUACAUGAAGGCAUUUGACACUGUGCCGUGCACCUGGAUAUUCAAUUUUAUGGAGUUAUACAUCAAUGAGGAAAGAAGAUCUUUCUUUGCGGCACAGACGAGUAAGUGGAAGAAAAUAUUUUCAGGGUAUACAAAGUUGCCCAGUAUAAAUGAGAUGCAGAUUGCUGCCCUCAAAGCAAUGGUAAACACCGAGAAACGAGCCCUUGGAUAUAAGGCUAGUGGAAUAUAGAGGUGCAACCAUAGACCCCAGGCUGGGGCCCAUUGCACCUGAUAUAAAUUUAAAUUUGUUCAUGAAACUUACCUGUCAGAUAUAUAUAUAGCUGUAUUUUCUGAAGUCCGACAGAAUUUUAAAAACUUCCGACACACGCAGUGGUCGGCCAGGUGGUUAGUACCCAUUCCCGCCGCUGGGAGGCGGGUAUCAGGAACCAUUCCCAUUUUCUAUUCAUAAUUUUUCUGUCGCUGGUGCUGGAAACACCUGUUCCCAGUACCUCCGUCUUAGAUUUUGGAAACUUCAUUGCCGCUAAGUAUCCUAAUUGUCUUUUAAUUGAUUUACUUGGAUUUGUGGCUAGGCAUAGAGGACGCUUCACGCUAUCUUAAAUUGAUUUGAAUUUGAUUCAUUUUUGCAUAAGAUAUCUGAAUCUAGUUAGGCUAGUUUCAGAGGGGGUUGUCUGCAAAGAUAGGGUGUGGCUACCGAAAGCUUCGGUAGAUCCGCACUUGGUAUGCACGAGGGGUAUGAGUCUUGCUUCUUUGUUGAGAUUUGUCAUGUAAGGAGUGCGAGACUUUGUCUAAUUCCGUAAGGAAGACGUAUGAUUCGUAUGUACGCAAUUAAUCAGUAAACAUGUCUAAUUCCGUAAGGAAAACGUAUGAUUCGUAUGUACGCAAUUAAUCAGUAAACAAAAGUCAAGGUAGUGAACCUGCUAACCUUCCUGUAGAUUUUUUUUUUUGCCUAACCCUGUAGUAUGGCCUACGGGUUAUGAAUAUGUCUGCGAGAGGUGAUCGCUCUCCUUCAUUGUUGUGAAGAGUGCUACUUCUGUUAUUGUUUCUCAUAACCCUGUAAUGUUGCCUUCGGGCCCUAAACAGUGUCUGUAGAGGUUAUUGCCCUUUCUCUAAUACUCUUUCGAUUCGUAUCUUAGAAUCGAAAGUGCUUUAGAGAGCAAUAGUGAAGUGGCUAAGUGCAGUGACAGUGCCCCUUGUGUGGUGGAGGGUGCGUCAGAUCGGCCUUAUUUCGCCUCUAGGCCGGGACCUCUGCUUGACUCCCAGGACCCGGGGAGAGAGCAUGUCGAAAGCCGAAGGAGGGUUACGAGGAACCCCCACCGAUCUGGCGUGCCUUCGGCAGUUUCUGAUGAAAAUCCCCAGACUGCCUAAGUGCGUGCACGUGCACGAAUCCUGAAGGAUUGCUUCUCGUCCUCCGAAGCGUCCUCCCCGCGCAGGGGUUGGAGCUUUCGGAAGGACUCGCGCCCUCUAAAUAGAAGCUUUAUAGAAGAGGACUCUUCACGUCCUCUCUCUCUCUCUCUCUCGUUAUGCGUUCCAGUGAGAAGUAAGAAGGCGAACGUCGCCUGAUCACGUGUACGUCUUUCCACCGAGAAAUAUGAAAAAGAACUAAAGAAGUCUUAGUAGCAGGACGCUUUUGAGAGUGGACGUCCGAGCUUUGUUACUGCGCUGAAUUUUUUAUUCAUACACCGGGAAAUUGAUAAGGUUAAUUGAAAUAUUAAGAAAAAUUAAGUAUUUUAUUGUAAUUGAAAACUGUCCUAUCAUCCAGGU